This is a messenger RNA of Emiliania huxleyi CCMP1516, 843 nucleotides long. RefSeq names its product putative endopeptidase Clp. Bases 10 to 729 code for a protein of 239 amino acids. Gene Ontology annotation, molecular function: serine-type endopeptidase activity; ATP-dependent peptidase activity; ATPase binding. The transcript has 4 exons. Lineage: Eukaryota; Haptophyta; Isochrysidales; Noelaerhabdaceae. The record is from RefSeq and is a predicted model, not a curated record. Gene Ontology annotation, biological process: protein quality control for misfolded or incompletely synthesized proteins. Gene Ontology annotation, cellular component: endopeptidase Clp complex.
CGGGCUUCGAUGCAGGCGCUGCUGCUAUCCGUCGCGGCCUUCAGCCCUUCUCCGCUGCCGCUCCGCUCCGCCUCCAGCGGCUGCGGCGGCCGCGCUGCGCUGCGUCGCGCGGCGCCGCGGAUGCCGAUUGGCGUGCCAAAGGUGGCGUAUCGCGUGCCUGGCGCUUCGCGUGCGGACUGGGUGGACAUCUACAACCGGCUGAACCGCGAGCGCAUCAUCUUCCUCGGGCAGGAGAUUGACGACGAGAUCGUCAACCAGAUCGUCGCCGUGAUGCUCUUUGGCGACUCGGAGGAGCCGGGCAAGCCAAUGUACCUGUACGUCAACUCGCCGGGCGGCUCCGUCAUCUCGGGGCUGACGCUGUACGACACGAUGCAGCUGAUCCAGUCGGAGGUCGUCACCUGCAACAUCGGCCUCGCCGCCUCGAUGGGCUCCUUCAUCCUCGGCGCCGGCGCGCCCGGGAAGCGGCUCGCGCUGCCGCACUCUCGUGUGAUGAUCCACCAGCCGAUGGGCGGCGCGAGAGGGCAGGCGGAGGACAUCCGCAUCGAGGCCGAGCAGAUUCUCAAGAUUAAGCGGCAGCUCGUCGGGCUCUACUCGACGAUGACGGGCCAGACGCAAGAGAGGAUCGAGGCGGACCUCGACCGCGACAAGUUUAUGUCGGCGGAGGAGGCGCUCGAGUACGGGCUCAUCGACCGCAUUAUCACGUCAAUCGACAACGCUGCUGACGCGUAGAGUUUGUGGUGUCACUGGCAGAGCGAGUCUAGCACUGGCCACUCUGCCGCACUGGCACUGCUGUGUGGCAACUGGGGCACUCUUCUUUGAAAUGUAUAAUCUGUUCGCUGUUCU